Lecanosticta acicola is the source of this 1467-nucleotide messenger RNA. Lineage: Eukaryota; Fungi; Ascomycota; Dothideomycetes; Mycosphaerellales; Mycosphaerellaceae. The record is from the annotation of a GenBank genome assembly.
AUGGCAAACAACGCAGGGACACCAGCCCCUCUUCCUGGCUACAGGCCCAAGAAAUUGAUAGUUUGCUGCGACGGGACGUGGCGAAACAGCGACAGCGGCAUCUUCUCCAAUACUGUCAUCUCUUGGAUCUGGCGAGGCAGAGAGCAGGUACCUACAAAUGUUACUAGGAUUUCCCGAGCUAUCGAAACCACCGACAGCCAAGGAAAGCAACAAGUCGUCUACUAUCAAGCUGGCAUAGGUAGUGAAGGCAACCUGAUCCAGCGCCUUUUGGCCGGGGCCUUGGGCAUCGGACUGGCAGCGAACAUCCAGGAAGCAUAUGCCUUCAUCGCCAAGAAUUAUGUGACUGGCGACGAGAUCUACCUGAUCGGAUUCUCGAGAGGCGCAUUCACAGCACGAUCUAUCGGCGCUUUGAUUGGUGACCUGGGACUUCUUACAGUCGAUGGUCUCGACAAACUGGUCGAUAUUGUCGAGGACUGGGAGCAUGCGGGCUCUGCGUCUUACAGAACGCUUAUAUCUAAGGAUGAGCCUUCAUUUGCUGUCAAGAAUGGGUCUCGAGAUCCAAAAGCGUACGUCUCGCAAUACCGCGCGGAGCUGACCCGCUUUGGAUACACUCGCAAGGAAACCAUUCCAAUAAAGGCGAUUGGUGUCUGGGAGACAGUUGGUUCAUUGGGUGUUCCCGUCAAUCCUGUCCUUCAGCGUAUUGGGUUUCCUUUGGUGCUCCGGACCUAUCGCUUUUACAACACAGAACUGGGCAGCAAUGUCGAAAACGCUUUCCACGCUUUGGCGCUCGAUGAAGCUCGUGCAGCGUACCGGCCGGCGUUGUGGCAGAAAUUGCCAGGCGUAAACGCAAACAUGAAGCAGACUUGGUUUCCCGGCGUGCAUACGGACGUGGGCGGCGGCUAUGCCAACAGCGGUCUCUCUGAUAUCACGCUAGCUUGGAUGAUGUCCAAUCUGGCCCCGUUCAUCGACUUCACGCCUGGCUACAUCCGUAAGCAAUGGGUCAAGAAUCAAGCGUACCUUAGGAAGGAAAAGGUACCAGAAACUGGCUUCAAGUGGGCUGCGGGUCAGAUCAAGAACGCCACGUCUGGCCUUCGGAGACUCUUGGGCAUUGUUUGGCGGACGCCUGGAAGAUACCACGUCCUCAACAUGAAAACAUUAACUGUUCGCGAGGGAGACCCUCUACAAAAUACUCAUGAACGCAUUCAUACCGCGGUCCGCUCAAGGGAGAUUACGGGUGGACUCGACGACAAGAAUCACGUAACCUCAUACCAACCAAAGGCCCUCGAGAGGAGCAAAUAUGAGCUACUCGACUCGUCCGCUGAGCCUGGUUUGGGGAAGUGGCGAUACGUGGGCAACGAAAAACCGUUUACAGGCGAAAUACUGCCUGAAGACCAGCUUGGUCCACUCGAAAUGGAGAUAUUUGAAGACUUUCUUCCGGAUCAGCCUACUCGCUGCCCCAGCACAUAG